Messenger RNA from Talaromyces atroroseus, 738 nucleotides. RefSeq lists its product as hypothetical. Lineage: Eukaryota; Fungi; Ascomycota; Eurotiomycetes; Eurotiales; Trichocomaceae. The record is from RefSeq and is a predicted model, not a curated record. The coding region runs from base 1 to 738 and encodes 245 amino acids. The transcript has a single exon.
AUGCUUGACGCACGAAUCCUGCCUGCAGUGCCAAUCGCAGACUUUGUCAAUACCAUACUGCACAACACCAACGGCUCCACAACUCUAGUCGUAUGUUCAACUCGCGAAAAGUUCCUUGAACAAUUAGCUGCUGGCGUGACAGCAAAUUUGCACGCACAUGGCAAUACCAAUGAGCAUGCCGAGGAGGAUGGGCAAUCGCAGCUGGUAGGCGCUGGAGCUGAGACUGUUGAAACUCAGAAAUCUGCCCUUGGCCUUCUGUCCAGUACAAUUGCCACUCUCGCCAAUUCUAGAAGGGUUAAAUUAGUAUUCUGCUCUUCUCUGGCUCAGCUGCGCGCGUAUUUGUCAGUUUUCGGGCUCCGUUCAAUUACCACAAACAAUACUGUCGAUACCAGAGAUCAGGACGCAGUAUGUGGGAACGCCAUGAUAGCCAUUCUCGAUCUCAUUGCUAUGCAUUGUCUAAGCACCGAGUUCUCAGCGCAGGGUUUGUCUCGGACACUGGCUCUUGCAGUUGAAACGGCUGCUCGGACUCAAUCGGCUAUCAUGCUAUGUGAAUGUAGCGAUAUGGUGAAUGUGGGCAAUCCUGACCAUGGUCAGCGGCUGUGGGAUUUACACGUGCCUCUUUUGAAUGGUGGCACAAUUCGAGUAGGGAAUGAUCAUGCACCAUCGGCGCGGUCUGGCAGACAUGUUUCUAUUCGGCGAGUCGCGCAGAGGUGGUUUAAGUUUGAGGAAAGGAGUUGA